Messenger RNA from Rotaria sordida, 1430 nucleotides. NCBI's taxonomy places the organism in Eukaryota, Metazoa, Rotifera, Eurotatoria, Philodinida, Philodinidae. The record is from the annotation of a GenBank genome assembly.
AAUAUUUAGUUAAUUUUGAAAGUCGAAUUUAAAUCAAAUAUCUAUUUUAUUGAUUUAUUUAAGAGGUAAUCUUCCAACACCAGAACAAAUUUUACAUCCGAGUGAUUUUAUUGAAUUAAAAAAAUGCAUUUAUGCUUCACAACGAUCAUCAUUACCACCGAUUUGUACACAUAAUGUCAAUGAUGAUGUCCAUGAUCCUAUAUUAAAUGCAUUACGUCGUUGUCAAUUAUUUAAUGCACGUUAUGAUCGAGUUAAAGUUAUAUUUCAUCCGGAAUUUUUACGUUCAACAAGUCCACUAUUACCACUUGAUUAUGAAGAAUUUGUACGUGGUUGUCAUUUGGGUGUAUUUCCAUCGUAUUAUGAACCAUGGGGUUAUACACCAGCUGAAUGUACUGUUAUGGGUGUACCAAAUAUUUCAACAAAUUUAAGUGGAUUUGGAUGUUUUAUGGAAGAACAUGUAAAUGAACCACAAACAUAUGGUAUUUAUGUUGUUGAUAGGCGAUAUAAAAGUGGUGAAGAAUCAUGUCACCAACUUGCACAAUAUAUGUUUGAUUUUUCACAAUUAACACGACGACAACGUAUUAUUUUACGUAAUCGUACUGAACGUUUAAGUGAAUUAUUAGAUUGGAAUACAUUAGGAAUUGUAAGUAGACAAUUUUUUUUCUCAUAUUUAUCAUCUUGUAUUUCGAUAAUAAAAGUUAAAUAUGAAUAGUUCUUGAAAUUCUCAUAUAAUUAUUAUGAAUGGAAUUUAUAUUAUAGAAAUUGAAAUAGAUUCUCUGUAGUCCUGUACCUUCAGAAUAUAAGAAUUAUAAGCAAUAGAAAAUAUUGGUUAUUAUGUGAGAAAAAAAGAUUCAUGUUUUUUUUGUUUUCAAAAAUAUUUUUGAUUGUAAGCAGAGUUUCGAAUAGACCAAGUUUGUAGCCUGCUUCUAUUUAAGGAUUACAAGAAUUUUUCUAAGGCUUCCGGUUUCAGCAAUUUGAUCAUAGAAGACUAUAAAAGAGCUGCAUACAGGAGUUAUUUGUCAUGCUAAGUCGAAUACUGAUGUUUGUUUUCAGUUUUGAAAGCGAUCUGAACUCACUAUAUGAAGAUUUUCCAAACUUUGAUUUUUAUGCUGUGUAGAGAAAAUUUUUGAAUUUCAAAAAUACUAAAAUAGCGGUCUCAUGUCAUUUUGAGACAAAAAAUAAAUAUCAGUGUUCGACUCAAGGUGAUGAAUAAUCCCUGUCUGGAUCUCUUUUGGAGUCUUCCAAGGUCAAAUUGUUCAAAUCAGGAACCUCAGAAAAACUCUUGUAAUUCUAAUCAUCUGCCUUAUGUUUUGGCGCUGAUAGUAGUUUAUUUCAUAUGUAGUAAAGUUAUUGAACACAAUUCAUUUUAUCUUGAUCAGUUUAAAUGAAUAUUUCAGUGAUUUCUACUCAUAAGAAAAAGAACUGAUUAU